GGAUCAGCUGACUCCGUCGGGGGGGAGGAAGAGGAGAGAAGAUGGAAGGUAACAGAGACGAAGCAGAAAAAUGUAUAAAAAUAGCAUCGAAAGCCCUGGAAGAUGGAGAUAAAGAGAAAGCCCUGAGGUUUCUCAACAAAGCAGAGAAGCUGUAUCCGACUGACAGAGCCAAAGCUUUGUUGGAUGCAUUAACAAAAAUGGGAGCCAGCGGAAAUGGUGCUUAUCGUAGAAGACCAGCAGAGAGCUCACAGAGUACUGGUGCCCAGCCAGAAAGUGAAAGCCCAGAGUCAGGAGGACAAGACUCCAAAGGCUUUACCAAAGAGCAGGUUGAAGGUGUGCAAAAAUUAAAGCGAUGUAAGGACUACUAUGAAGUGCUUGGUGUCAGCAAAGAAGCCAAUGAGGAUGAGCUAAAGAAAGCCUACAGAAAACUAGCACUCAAGUUCCAUCCAGACAAAAAUCAUGCACCUGGAGCAACAGAGGCCUUUAAGAAGAUUGGCAAUGCAUAUGCAGUGCUGAGCAACGCAGACAAAAGAAGGCAGUAUGACCUGACAGGAGGGGAGGAGCCAAGCAGCAGCCCAGGUCAAGCACAUGGAGGAGGCUUUGACUUCCAUAGAGGUUUUGAGGCUGACAUCACUCCUGAAGACCUCUUCAACAUGUUCUUUGGAGGUGGCUUCCCAUCCUCAAGUCCACACACCUUCAGCAACGGCAGGGCAAGCUACAGCCACCAAACAGAUUACCGACAAGAGAGAACAGACGAAAGAGGAGACGGUGGUUUUUCAAUGUUUAUCCAGCUGAUGCCCAUCGUGGUCCUGAUUUUAGUGUCAAUACUGAGCCAGAUGAUCUCCCCUCCACCUUACAGCCUGUACUCUAGACCGUCCACGGGUCAGAUCAUUAAACGGCAGACAGAAAACCUGAAUGUUGACUAUUAUGUGACUAGAGAUUUCAAGUCUGAGUACAAGGGCUCAGCGCUGCAGCAGAUUGAGAAAAAUGUGGAGGAAGACUACGUAUCAAAUGUCAGAAAUAACUGUUGGAAGGAGAGACAGACAAAAACAGACCUGCUGUAUGCUGCUAAGGUAUACAGGGAUGACCGAAUGAGGAAGAAGGCAGAGCUCAUGACCAUGGACAACUGCAAAGAGCUGGACAGACUAAAUAACCUUUUCAGGGGAGGAUGAGAUGGACACUUUUAGGUCAUGUCAAUGUAUAUGAUUAGAUGUUUAUGUUCAUGUUUUCUUUCUUUUUUUUUUUUUUUUAUGAAGAGUCUUAACACUAAGGGCAAACACAUCUGAAAAUAAUUUAGCUCUAGUGAUAAAGUUUAAAUUUCCCUCUCUCCUUAUAUUCCCCUGCCAACCUCUCCCACCCCCUGCUGCAGGAUAAGCCUUGUUAUAUUAUAAUGAAACAAUCUACAUAAACUGUAGAAAGAUCCAAACUUUUUUCUUUUCUCUUUUUUUUUUUUUUUAAACACUGCUUUUCUUGUGUUCCUGGAAACAAGAACGACAAGGACUUUUGAUUGUAAAGCAUUAUGCUUGGAGUAGUUAGAAUCCAAAAGGGAUUCUGCUGUCAAAUCACUCUUUAGAUCACAAAUAGCUUCCAUUGUCAUUUGCUUGACAUAAGCUUGAAAAGAGACACUCUAUAGGUUCAACAGGAGGUGCUGUCCGCCAUCAAAAUUAAUUUGUCGAAAUAUGGAGUAAAUGAAGAAGGAAGAAACCAAGAAUGAAUCUUAGCUGCCUACUGGAAUCCAUAUAUGGGUGACGAUCCAGGGAUCAUAACGAGUUACUUGUGAUUUUGCUACUAGAGAACAUUUUAUGUUGUUCACUCCAAAAUGUGAAGUUGGGACUAAACAUUGAAGGACAAUUCAACUGUUAUUCAUAAAUUGUUGUACAUUUUCAUUUUGAAUGUUUGAAGUUAUGCAGUUAUUUAAGUAACUAUAGAAGAAACAGUUUUUUUUUUUCAAUGCUCGUCUAAUCAUUUAAAUAAAUAAAGUUAUUACCAUAAACUAGA
Molecule: messenger RNA, 1998 nt
Organism: Sphaeramia orbicularis (orbiculate cardinalfish)
Lineage: Eukaryota; Metazoa; Chordata; Actinopteri; Kurtiformes; Apogonidae
Gene: dnajb14
Product: DnaJ heat shock protein family (Hsp40) member B14
Biological process (GO): cellular response to misfolded protein
Cellular component (GO): endoplasmic reticulum membrane
Molecular function (GO): Hsp70 protein binding
Source: RefSeq, a predicted model, not a curated record